AUGGAGUUGGACAAGACACCUUUGACUUUUGACAGUUUUCCCACUCGCAGCUCGAUAUCCUUGACGACUCGUCCGCCAAAUUCCUAUGCCAACGAAAUUAUCGAUCAGUCGCAGUCCCACGACAGCGAAAAGGUGAUCGAAGUAUCACCAAAUGAACGUUAUAUCCGCUUAAACACCCUGCUCGGCAAAGGUGCCUACAAAGUCGUUUACAAGGCCAUUGAUCGAGAUGAAGGUUACGAAGUUGCUUGGAAUACCAUGCAGGCCAUGAAUGCUAAUGAUGGCAAAGAUUUGGAGCAUGAGAUUGAGAUUCUCAAAUCGGUGCGUCAUCCCAACAUCAUUGCAUUUCAUGAUGCUUGGUACGGUGAAAACGAGUUUGUGUUUAUUACCGAGUUAAUGACGUCAGGCACCCUCCGAGAAUAUAUUCGCAAGUUAUCGCCGUUGCCCAAUUUCAAGAUUGUCAAGCGCUGGUCACGCCAAAUUCUCAAAGGUUUAGCUUACUUGCAUGGUCACAGUCCACCCAUCAUCCAUCGUGACAUUAAAUGCGACAACAUCUUUAUCAAUGGCGCUCACGGUGAAGUGAAAAUCGGCGACAUGGGCACGGCUGAAAUGAAGCUGGGCAAAAAGUACACACUUAUUGGUACCCCGGAAUUCAUGGCCCCCGAAAUGUAUGAAGAGCAGGGUUACAACGAAAAGGUGGACAUUUACGCUUUUGGCAUGUGCUUGCUGGAGAUGGCAACAGGCGAAUAUCCCUAUGGGGAAUGUAAAAAUGCGGCUCAGAUCUACAAAAAGGUGUCGGCCGGUAUCAAGCCCGCGAGUCUGCAAAAAAUUACCAAUGAGGAAGUGCUCGGUGUCAUUAACAACUGCCUGGGUCCCGAGGAUCAACGAAUGAGUGCGCAAGAUAUCUUGGAACAUUCUUUCCUGGCCGUGGAACCGGAUGUCGUUUUAUUGACAACGGAUCCGAACCAUGUGCAUUUGACGCUGCAAGUCGUGUUCAAGGGCAUGGACAAACUGUCGGUCAAGUUCGACUUCAACGUGGAAACCGAUACCGCCGAGGAAGUUGUGCGAGAAAUGAUUGAGGAACAAGUGCUGCCGGAGCGAUAUCAGCACCACAUCACCAAGGAGAUCAAUCGUAUUCUAAGGGAUCUGGAUAAACUCAGUGAAUCCGAGCAUGCCGAAGAAGUGCGUCGGUCGGUGUGGCGGCGCGAGAAUGACGUGCAGUCAGAAUUGGCCAAGACUCAGAAAGAACUGGAACGAGCAACCGAACGGGUGGCUCAGAUUGAAGCUCGUUGUGAGGGGUACGAAGGGCUAGCAAGACAAGCAGAAGCACGGUAUCUUGAGGCGAUGCGAAGUCUUCGUGAAGCCGAUCAACUGAUGAAAAUGAACGACAUUCAAUCCAACAUCUCGCCUCCUCUGGCGGAAUUGGAACGGUUACGUCUGGCCGAUUCACCUUCAGCACCACAUGAGCAUGAUGUUUUUACUCCCGUAGCAACUGACACCGUCACUGACAUCAAAGACGUGAAUGCUGACGCCUGCGCCAAUUUAUCGCAUGAUGCUUUGGUAUCCCGUAUUCUAGAAGGUCCGUUAUAUUUUUUUUUUUUUGUACCAGAUCAAAUGAUGGGUCAGUGGGCUAACAUUAUUCAUUUUUUGUGUUUUGUAUAG
Molecule: messenger RNA, 1659 nt
Organism: Radiomyces spectabilis
Lineage: Eukaryota; Fungi; Mucoromycota; Mucoromycetes; Mucorales; Radiomycetaceae
Product: kinase-like domain-containing protein
Exons: 2
Coding region: 1-1659 (552 amino acids)
Biological process (GO): intracellular signal transduction; protein phosphorylation
Cellular component (GO): cytoplasm
Molecular function (GO): ATP binding; protein serine/threonine kinase activity
Source: RefSeq, a predicted model, not a curated record